Molecule: messenger RNA, 306 nt
Organism: Emiliania huxleyi CCMP1516
Lineage: Eukaryota; Haptophyta; Isochrysidales; Noelaerhabdaceae
Product: RNA binding protein-like protein
Exons: 1
Cellular component (GO): cytoplasm; nucleus
Molecular function (GO): mRNA binding
Source: RefSeq, a predicted model, not a curated record
CCUCCGCCCGCCGGACCUCCGCGCGCUCCCGCCACCCACCGGACCGGCCGUCCGGGCGCAGGGUCGCGCGUGUACGUCGGCAACCUCUCGUGGCACACGUCGUGGCAGUCGCUCAAGGACCACUUCCGGCAGGCGGGCGAGGUGGUGCACGCGGACGUGAUGCAGCACGACGGCCGCUCCAAGGGCUGCGGCAUCGUCGCCUUCGCCACGGCGCAGGAGGCGGCCAACGCGAUUGCGACGCUCGGCGAGACGGAGCUGGACGGCCGCACCAUCUUCGUGCGCGAGGACCGGGAGGAGGCGGCGCCG